CAAAUAUCUCAACCAUUUGCGCUUGAAGCUUUCUACAGCAUUUCGAACUAGGCGGAUGGCGUCUUCAAUUGGAAAAUUUGCAGCUCGUUUAGCUAGAUCGGCACCUAAGAAUGCUCAUGUUUAUGCCUCAAUCGGCUGCAAUAGUUUGCAAAAGAGUCAAUUUUCAACGGAGAGACGAAUCAAGGUCAAAAAUCCCGUUGUCGAUUUAGAUGGAGAUGAAAUGACAAGAAUAAUAUGGGAGAAAAUAAAAGAGCAAUUAAUUUUCCCUUACCUUGACGUAGACGUUAAAUAUUAUGAUUUAGGUCUACCAUACAGAGAUCAAACUAAUGAUCAGGUCACUAUUGAUGCUGCUCAUGCUAUACAAAAGUAUAACGUUGGUAUAAAGUGCGCUACAAUUACCCCGGAUGAGCAAAGAGUGGAAGAGUUUAAAUUGAAGAAAAUGUGGCUCUCUCCAAAUGGUACCAUCCGAAAUAUUCUUGGUGGAACCGUUUUCAGAGAGCCCAUUAUUUGCAAAUCUAUACCUCGACUUGUGCCUGGAUGGACUUCGGCAAUUACAAUUGGGCGUCACGCAUUUGGAGAUCAAUAUAAGGCAACAGACUUAGUUAUUACACAACCUGGAAAGUUUGAACUUGUCUUUACUCCGUCAUCUGGAGGCAAAGAGGAGAGAUACGAAGUAUUCAACUUCAGAGAUGGAGGUGGUGUUGGUAUGGGAAUGUACAACACUGACGAAUCUAUUAGAGGAUUCGCCAACUCCUGUUUUCAGUAUGCAUUGAAGAAAAAAUGGCCCCUCUACCUUUCAACUAAAAACACUAUACUUAAACGCUACGAUGGCCGUUUCAAAGACAUAUUUCAAGAAAUCUUUGAAAAACAAUACGAAAACGAUUUCAAUUCCGCAGGAAUCUGGUAUGAACAUCGAUUGAUUGAUGAUAUGGUAGCUCAAGCUUUGAAAUCUCAAGGUGAAUUCGUUUGGGCUUGCAAAAACUACGAUGGCGAUGUCCAAAGUGAUAUCGUUGCCCAAGGAUAUGGAAGUCUUGGUCUGAUGACCUCUGUUCUCAUGUGCCCGGAUGGUAAGACCAUUGAGAGCGAAGCUGCUCAUGGAACUGUAACCAGACAUUAUAGAGAACACCAAAAAGGUAAUCCGACUAGUACUAAUCCUGUUGCCUCUAUUUUUGCUUGGACAAGAGGCUUGGAGCACAGAGCAAAUUUGGAUAGUAAUCCCGAAUUAGCCAGAUUCUGUCAGGCAUUAGAAAAAGCAUGUGUCGAUACAAUCGACAGUGGAAAAAUGACGAAGGAUCUUGCUGGGUGCAUUUAUGGAAUUAAAAACGUUAAACCGGAUCAGUACUUGUACACUUUGGAUUUUCUUGAAGCAAUUAAAGAGACUCUAUCUCAACAAAAUUAG
Dimorphilus gyrociliatus is the source of this 1399-nucleotide messenger RNA. The record is from the annotation of a GenBank genome assembly. Lineage: Eukaryota; Metazoa; Annelida; Polychaeta; Dinophilidae.